UCCUGAUCCUUGUCUCUGUAUCCUGGGUUCUGGGAAAACAGGUACCUGCCUUCCUGCGGGAGAUCUUAUUUCAGGGUCUUCAGCUCCACAGGUGUGGGAAGCGCCGAAGAAGGGGACUUAAGAGCAGUCUGGUUUGAGGAGGUGUGAAAGAUGCUGGCAGAACCAGUCCCAGAUGCUCUGGAACAAGAGCAGUUCGGAGCGGUGAAACUGGAGGAGGAUGACUUGCCUGGCGAGGAGGAUCCCAGAAUAAUAGAGGUCAGGCCUCGGCCAGAGGUGGCCCACCAGCUCUUCAGAUGCUUCCAGUACCAGGAAGACAUGGGGCCUCGGGCAUCCCUGGGCCGGCUCCGGGAACUCUGCAACCACUGGCUGCGGCCGGCGCUGCACACCAAAAAGCAGAUUCUGGAGCUGCUGGUGCUGGAGCAGUUCCUGAGCGUCCUGCCCCCGCAUGUGCUGAGCCGCCUGCAGGGCCAGCCACUCAGGGAUGGAGAGGAGGUGGUACAGCUGCUGGAGGGCGUGCCCAAAGACUCCAGCCACGUGGGGCCGCUGGACUUUAGCUUCAGUGCCGGCAAGAAUGCCCCUGCAGACAUUGUCUCAGAGGGGCAGCAGAGCCCUUCCCAGGUCCCCAGCCAAAGCCCUAAAAGGGAGCUGCCCUUGGAAGAGACUCCAGCCCUGCACCCGUUGAACGAAUUACCCCCAUCUCAGCCAGUUCCCACCAGGCCUGCUGAACCUGAGGAGUGGAGACUUGCACCAAGUUCAAAUUGGCCAGUGAGCCCAGAGCCCCAGGACCCACAAGAAAGCCACCCUUCUCAGGGCCCCUCAUGGCUUGAGGAGAGUUCCAGAGACCAAGAGCUGGCAGCUGUGUUGGAGUCCCUUACCUUUGAGGACACCUCAGAGAAGAAAGCCUGGCCUGCAAACCCUCUUGGACUUACGAGCAGAAUGCCUGACCAGGAGGAACUUAAAGCUGAAGAACCUAAAUCUACUAUCUGGCCUGUCAUCAUUUUAUCCGAGUCCCAGGCAGAGGGCCCUGGAGUCAUAGUAGAGCCCCCGUCCCAGACAGCAGAGCAGGAGGCAAGCGGUACUGGUUGGGGAGGGACCCCUGCUGACAGCAGUGAAGUUGUGGAGGUCAGAGUAGGCGCCCCAGAGUCUGAGACAGAGUCGCAGUUUAUCUGCACGGAGUGUGGAGUCAGCUUCCUGCAGCUGUCCGGCCUUCAGGCCCACCAGCUACAGGCCCACCCGGGCUCUCAAUCUCAGCCAAGCUCUCGUUCCUUCCGAUGUCUGUGGUGCGGAAAGACUUUUGGGCGCAGCUCCAUCCUCAAGCUGCACGUGCGCAUACACACAGAUGAGAGACCCCAUGCCUGUCACCUCUGCAGCCACCGCUUCCGCCAGAGCUCACACCUGGCGAAGCACUUGCUAACGCAUUCCUCGGAGCCUGCCUUCCGAUGUGCUGAGUGUGACCAGGGCUUCCAGCGUCGCUCCAACCUCAUGAAGCACCUGCUGGCACAUUCCCAGGAACAAAAUCCCACACCAGACCCAGAAGGCAAGACGAAAGUGUCAGAGAAGGCAAUCGUCCUCUGUUCCCACUGCGGGCAGACCUUCCAACGGCGCUCUAGCUUAAAGCGUCACCUGCGGAUUCACGCUAAGGGCAAGGAUCAGCAGUCCUCGGAAGACCCCGGCAGCCCUAGCUCUCGCCAGGAGAGCAAGCCCUAUGUGUGUAGUGACUGUGGCAAGGCCUUCCGACGAAGCGAGCACCUGAUGAGCCACAAGCGAGUCCAUACCGGCGAACGACCCUUUUCCUGCCAGGUCUGUGGUCGCUGCUUCACCCAAAGUUCCCAGCUGAUCAGCCACCAGCAGGUGCACACAGGUGAGAAGCCUCACGCUUGUCCCCAGUGCAACAAACGCUUUGUGAGACGUGCAAGCCUUGCCCGCCAUCUGUUGACCCACGGUGGCCUCCGGCCUUACCGCUGUGCCCAGUGUGGCAAAAGCUUCAGCCAAAUGCAAGACCUGACUCGCCACCUGCUCAGCCACACAGGAGAGAAGCCCUGCCGAUGCAGCGAGUGCGGAGAGAGGUUCAGCCAGAGUGCCCACCUGGCACGCCACCAACGCAUCCACACCGGGGAGAAGCCCCACGCCUGUGACACCUGUGGUCACCGCUUCCGCAACAGCUCCAACUUGGCCCGCCACCGCCGCAGCCACACGGGCGAACGGCCCUAUAGCUGCCCAACCUGCGGCCGCAGUUUCCGGCGCAAUGCGCACCUGCAACGCCACCUGAUCACACACACCACAUCCAGGCAAGAGAUGGAAGAGCCGCAGGAAUGCCCGGAGUGUGGCAAGAGCUUCAGUCGCAGCUGCAACUUGCUGCGCCAUCUGAUGGUUCACACAGGUGCAAGGCCUUACUCCUGUGCUCUGUGUGGCCGUGGCUUCAGCCGCAAUUCGCACCUACUACGCCACCUGCGAACCCAUGCCCGGGAGACGCUGUACUAGCUUCACCCAUGCUCCAGCAGCCCUGUUCUAUACGCACCUCCCUGCAUGAGUAAGAGUGCCUGUGAACGUUCCCUUCACACAUGCCUCCUCUUGGUUCCUCCACGUUCUGCGUCCCCCCACCUUUGACCUCUUUUCCCUGACCUUACGAAUGUGUUUUCGGAUGCUUUAAGUAAA
This is a messenger RNA of Microtus ochrogaster (prairie vole), 2655 nucleotides long. RefSeq names its product zinc finger and SCAN domain containing 10 (gene Zscan10). Lineage: Eukaryota; Metazoa; Chordata; Mammalia; Rodentia; Cricetidae. Gene Ontology annotation, biological process: regulation of transcription by RNA polymerase II. Gene Ontology annotation, molecular function: RNA polymerase II cis-regulatory region sequence-specific DNA binding; DNA-binding transcription factor activity, RNA polymerase II-specific. Gene Ontology annotation, cellular component: nucleus. The record is from RefSeq and is a predicted model, not a curated record.